This is a messenger RNA of Trichoderma reesei QM6a, 1979 nucleotides long. RefSeq lists its product as uncharacterized. NCBI's taxonomy places the organism in Eukaryota, Fungi, Ascomycota, Sordariomycetes, Hypocreales, Hypocreaceae. The transcript has 4 exons. The record is from RefSeq and is a predicted model, not a curated record. Bases 1 to 1068 code for a protein of 355 amino acids.
AUGACUCUCUACAAGCCAGGCCAAGUCCCAGGUUACGAAUGGACCCAAAGAUGGAACAAGAACUCAUCUGACCCCAUUCAGCUCUGGGCUUCGCGCGAGGUCAAGGUCAUCUACAUAUCUGUAGGCUUCUCAAACAGGUAUAUGCCACUGCAGGUGCGCAGAUUUGUUCCACGGGACGGCGAUAAGCUGGAGCGAACAUGGGACUAUCGGGGGGCCAAAAAGUCAGUCAUCAUUCCGCCAUAUGCAUUGAUUGACCUGGAAGCGGGUAAAUCGGCAUACACGCGGUACAUCCGAGACUCCAUGACCGACAUAUUCCGGAACAUGCUUGGUGACAGCGAAAACCUCUUGUAUAAGACGUACCUCCAAGCUUGGCACAUGUGGAAGGACCCGGCAACGCCUCCCGAAACGUUUGAUCUUCUCAACUGGACGCUUCGGCUGUGGAUAGCAGUCCGCUUGUCAACCACGUCGGCGUUCAUCGCCGGCAAGGAGAAGCUGGGCAUGGCCACCGACAUUCUGGACGAGACCAGUCCCAAUCCUGGGAAGAUCCCGCUGCCCCCUGUCUUGGGCGCGCAAAUGGAUAUGAUACUGAUCCAGCACAUUCAGACCAAACUUCGGCAUGAGCUUUUAGACAACCUCCAGAAAGUCAUGCUCAAGAAUAAGCCGUCAAGCUGGCUGGUGACGUACCUGGUAGCAUUCAUCCUCCUCCACAACGUCGCUCUUAUCACGAAGCACGAUGCGAGCUAUGCUCGCAAACACGGCAUGAAUCGUCGGUUUGCUCGAGAAGCCAAGGUACAAGAGUAUCACCUGGGAGCGAACAUUAUCCUGGCCCAUUUCCACUACUGCAACAAGGGCGUGGCUCCCUUCUCGGACGACUGCGACGAUCAAGAUCUGCGAACCUUGGCGCAUCUUGAUGAGGAUAAGAUCCAGUUUGUUCGGGCGACCAGGGCAUACGUCCAACGGCACAAGCGAGAUUGGGAGCAAAUCCGCGCUAGAGGGGAAGUUGAGAAUGAUUUCUUCUUCGUGAGUCAACUGUUUGACGAGAAAUGGCAUCCUAGGACUACUGUCUAGCAGUAAACUUUACAUUUGAAAGUUGCAAGCUCUUUCUUUUUACAUUCGAUCGCCCCGGGUGAGAGAGAGAAAUGAAGGCGGCCGUAACGUCCUUCGAGGCGGUGAGGUUGUGGCACUGCCUGUGUGAAGUGCUGUAAAGUUGGUUUGGAUGAAGGACAGGCUGCAGGCUGCAGGUACCCCAAGUGCUGGGUGGGAUUGGCUCUGGCAGCAUGCCGACCAUGAUGUCUACGGGUCUUUGUUCCACGGUGGCAAUGCGCAAUAGUACAAGUAGUGGCUUCUACCGGCCAGGGGCAUACGUACCUUACCGGCACUCUGCCAGGGAUCGAAGGCACCUUACCUUGCCUGUUUGCUAGUCGGGAUACCCCGUACGCUAGAGGGGACUGCACAGCUGUUGCGCAGGCCGAGGCGGUCAUGGGGUGUUCCUACCCCUGUCCAGUAAGAGGUACGAAGUCGAGUGGAAUGCAGAUGAAGAUGGUACUCACAUCGACGACGGGCAAGAAACACACUAGGAUGUAUCGAGGAUCUUGUCUCUUCUCUCACCGCUAUCGCCGAUGGACUAUUGCGGAAUCGGUGAGGCUGUUGUGACGUGGAGCAAAUGGCCCAUGCGAAGCAAUUACAAGGUUGAUGUUUGGGGUUUGCAUCAGCCUUCAUCCAAUGAUUGAAGGCCACUGCGAGCAUUCCUAUAUAAUUCGGCCACCUCUGUUUGCCGAUUGCGACUCGUUCCUAGCAAAGAUUUUGAGAAAGAAGCACAGUUCAUGGGUCCAUAUCGGCGACAUACCUCGCAAGACGCAGACUCCCGUCCAGACUGGUGGAAGCAACUCCAUCGACUGGAUAGCAGCAUCGGCUCGGGUCAUUGACACAUAGCAAGUUUUAGACCGCUAGUUGCAAGCAGCGGGAGAAGGGAGAAAGAG